Etheostoma spectabile (orangethroat darter) is the source of this 1095-nucleotide messenger RNA. Its product is annotated as ankyrin repeat and SOCS box protein 2. Gene Ontology annotation, cellular component: ubiquitin ligase complex. Gene Ontology annotation, molecular function: protein binding. The record is from RefSeq and is a predicted model, not a curated record. Gene Ontology annotation, biological process: protein ubiquitination; ubiquitin-dependent protein catabolic process. Bases 1 to 1095 code for a protein of 364 amino acids. Lineage: Eukaryota; Metazoa; Chordata; Actinopteri; Perciformes; Percidae. The transcript has 7 exons.
AUGUUCAACAGCUGCUGGCCUGAGUCCUCAGAGACCCCAGAGACCCCAGAGACCGGAUACUGGGCUUUAAUGUGGGACGUAGUCCCCCAAAAAGCCUGCAGACACAUGUUGAGGGGCAGAGACCCCAGAGACCGGAUGCUGGGCUUUAAUACGGACAUGGAGGACCUGAGCGACUACAGCGUCUACAGCCAGCUGACAGACGACGAGCUGAUGCAACUCGCUGUGGAGCGAAGCCUGUCAGACCCCCCCCCCAGCCCCGACCCCCCCACACCCCCAGACAUCCCAAAAUGUGACCCAUUCAACGCCCUCUACAAAGGGAGCUUAGUCCUGUACAGACGUCAUUAUGGAGGGGGAUGUUGCUGCUCUGGUGGACUUGGUGAGUCGGGGGUGCAGCAGUCUCCGGAGCCCAAUGACGAAGGCUGGAUCGCUCUGCAUGAAGCUGCUUAUUACGGACAGCUGCACUGCCUCGCCAUCCUCAUCAAAGCCCACCCCAACUUGGUGAACUCGUGGAGUCUGACCAAUCAGACGGCUCUGCUGCUGGCUGCGGGGCGGGGAAACGUUUCCUGUGUCGACUUCCUGCUGAAACACGGCGCCGACCCGAACAUCGCCGACAGGGACCGGGAGACGCCGCUGCUCACAGCGUGUGAGCAGCCCAACGAAGCCGUGGUGGAUCUGCUGUUGCAGUUCGGCGCCCAGGUGAACCGCUGCACCGUCCAGGGAGAGACGUGUCUCCACGUCGCCUGCAGACAUGGACAACUGGAGCUCUGCAGGAAGCUGCUGGAGGCCGGAGCUGAUCUGAACCGCAAGAACAUCUACGGCAUCCAGCCGAUCUUCACCGCCGCGCAGCACGGACACGCCGACAUCAUCCGCCUGCUCGCUAGCAAAGGUGCAGAUAUAAAUGGACAGGAUGUUAAGAUGUUUCUUAAGGUGUUUCUUAAGUCAUCAAACAGCUCGGACUUCUUCGACGACCCCGUUACAUCCACAGAAGCUGUCGCCGCAAGUUUGUCUAUCUUCACCACGGACAAUCCAUUCCAUCCAUCUGGUCCCCGGCACGCUCUGUCGCACUUAUUCCACGUCAUCGGAACGCUUUCCUGA